UCCUGGAUCAGACACGUCUAUCCUGAACACUUAUUAAUGGAUCAGAGCAAGAGCUCCUGUCUGCUCAUUCACUCAGACAACAGAACAGGAGCUGGAGUGAAGAUAGGCUAGCUCAUACCCAUAAAAGUGGAGGUAAUUAAAAGCCCCAACAGUAGUAAAAGAGGCAACUGCAUGCAAAAUAACCACAUAACGAGAGAAACAGAGCAAUUCUAGUACAUAGGAACCAGGCAUCUCACCAUUCGGAAAAUAGGCACAGCAAACUGAUGGUGGUGACAAUGUCUCAGAUAGAAACAAGUGUGCGGUACAACCACACAUAUGAAGAGGAAGAGGAGUACAUGAUACAGGAGGAAGAAUGGGACAGAGACCUGCUCCUUGACCCAGCGUGGGAGAAACAACAAAGAAAGACAUUUACAGCUUGGUGUAAUUCCCAUUUAAGAAAAGCAGGCACAGAAAUUGAAAACAUAGAGGAAGACUUCAGAAAUGGACUUAAACUCAUGCUGCUCUUAGAAGUUAUUUCAGGUGAAAGACUACCAAAACCAGACAGAGGAAAGAUGCGAUUCCAUAGGAUUGCUAAUGUCAACAAGGCCCUGGACUUUAUUGCUAGUAAAGGAGUGAAACUUGUAUCUAUUGGAGCAGAAGAAAUCGUUGAUGGAAACGUGAAGAUGACAUUGGGUAUGAUCUGGACUAUUAUCCUCCGCUUUGCAAUUCAAGAUAUUUCAGUGGAAGAAACAUCUGCUAAAGAAGGCCUCUUGCUAUGGUGUCAAAGGAAGACUGCUCCUUAUAGAAAUGUUAAUGUUCAGAACUUCCAUGUAAGCUGGAAAGAUGGUCUCGCACUGUGUGCGCUCAUCCACAGGCAUCGGCCUGACCUCAUUGACUACUCCCGCUUAAAUAAGGACGAUCCUCUUGGCAAUCUGAAUCUUGCUCUAAAUGUUGCUGAGAAACACCUGGACAUUCCAAAGAUGCUGGAUCCUGAAGACAUUGUGAAUACUCCUAAACCUGACGAGAGAGCUAUCAUGACUUACGUUUCCUGCUUCUACCAUGCAUUUGCUGGAGCAGAGCAGGCAGAGACAGCAUCUAAUAGGAUUUGCAAAGUCCUUGCAGUAAAUCAAGAAAAUGAAAAGCUAAUGGAAGAAUAUGAAAGGCUGGCCAGUGAGCUUCUGGAAUGGAUUCGUCGUACCAUCCCUUGGCUGGAGAACAGGACCCCAGAAAAGACCAUGAAAUCCAUGCAGCAAAAACUUGAAGACUUCAGAGACUACAGGCGCAAGCACAAACCUCCCAGGGUACAAGAAAAAUGCCAGCUGGAGAUUAAUUUCAACACCCUACAGACAAAGCUGAGGAUCAGUAACAGGCCGGCCUUCAUGCCAUCAGAAGGAAAGAUGGUUUCUGAUAUUGCUAGUGCAUGGCAGAGGCUUGAACAAGUGGAAAAAGGCUAUGAGGAGUGGCUGCUGAAUGAGAUACGAAGACUAGAACGUUUGGACCACCUGGCAGAGAAAUUCCGACAAAAGGCAACUAGUCACGAAGCAUGGGCUUUUGGAAGAGAGCAGACUUUGACUCAGAAGGAUUAUGAAACUGCCACACUGACUGAGUUACGUGCCUUGCUGCGGAAGCAUGAAGCAUUUGAAAGUGAUCUAGCUGCACACCAGGACCGAGUUGAACAGAUUGCUGCCAUCGCCCAAGAACUCAAUGAGCUUGACUAUCAUGACAUUGCUGCAAUAAAUGAACGCUGCCAGAAGAUUUGUGACCAAUGGGAUAAACUUGGAACAUUGACGCAAAAGAGGAGAGAAGCACUAGAGAGGACAGAGAAAGUGUUGGAGACAGUUGAUCAGUUAUACCUGGAAUUUGCCAAGAGAGCUGCUCCCUUCAAUAACUGGAUGGAAGGCGCCAUUGAAGAUUUACAGGACAUGUUUAUUGUACACACUGUUGAGGAAAUGCAGAGUUUGAUUACUGCCCAUGAACAGUUCAAGGCUACAAUGCCUGAAGCAGACUCAGAGAGGCAAGCUAUUAUGGGAAUCUUGAAUGAAUUGCAGAAGAUCGCACAGAGCUAUAGCAUCAGAGUUGUCAUUUCUAACCCGUACACCAUUAUCACCAUAGAAGAACUCCAGUCCAAAUGGGAGAAGGUCAAACAGUUUGUACCACAACGGGAUCAUGCCUUACAGGAGGAGCUUGCUCGUCAGCAUGCCAAUGAACGGCUACGGCGCCAGUUUGCUGCUCAGGCUAAUGUUAUUGGACCAUGGAUUCAAAACAAGAUGGAGGAAAUUGCUCACAGCUCAGUUCAGAUGACUGGAACUCUAGAGGACCAGAUGACUCAGCUUAAGAACAUUGAGCAUAAUGUAAUUAACUAUAAAUCUAAUCUUGACAAACUUGAAGGAGAUCAUCAGCUUAUACAAGAGGCCCUCAUAUUCGACAACAAGCAUACCAACUACACUAUGGAGCACAUCCGUGUUGGUUGGGAACUCCUUCUAACAACAAUUGCUCGAACAAUCAAUGAGAUUGAAACUCAGAUUCUCACCAGAGAUGCAAAAGGCAUCAGUCCAGAACAGAUGAAUGAAUUCAGAUCAUCAUUUAACCACUUUGACAGGAAGAAGCAAGGAAUGAUGGACACUGAUGAUUUCAGAGCUUGUCUAAUCUCAAUGGGCUAUGAUCUGGGUGAAGCAGAAUUUGCAAGGAUCAUGACCUUGGUUGAUCCCAAUGGCACAGGAGUAGUUUCAUUCCAGUCAUUUAUUGAUUUCAUGACCAGAGAGACUGCUGACACUGACACAGCUGAGCAAGUCAUAGCUUCGUUCAGAAUUCUGGCUUCUGAUAAGUCAUAUAUUUUUGUAGAGGAGCUACGUCGGGAACUGCCUCCAGACCAAGCUGAGUAUUGCAUCAAGAGAAUGCCUCCCUACUCUGGGAAAGGCAGUGUUCCAGGAGCCCUAGAUUAUGUCUCAUUCGCUACGGCAUUAUAUGGUGAAAGUGAUCUCUAACAAAGGAUCCCUAACAUAAGAAUGUCCAUGUUCUGUAUGAGUAGUGAUGUCUUUCUGAGUUUGUUUCAUUUAAGUUUUGGCAGGUUGACCUUACAGCUAAUGACUGCACCGUACCUGAAAAUAGUAUAAAUAGUAUGACAGAGACACAUUUACUGGACUAGCUAGCACUACAGUGUAUGCAGCACUAGAAACAAAUAAAGGAAUGUAGAGAUUUUUAUGUAAUGGUAUACAUACCAAACAUUAUUCUUUGUCACAGAUUCUGGUAAAAGAAUUAAAAUAUGAAGACUAUGUCAUCAAGCUAUAUAAAGAAUAAGUUAUGAUCCAGAAACAGACUUAACUCUGGCAUAGUAUUUUUACAUUCUACCUGAAAAAUCACACAAUACUGCCGCUAUCUAUUGGAUCUGUCCUUUUAAUGGACAAGACAGCUUAAAAGAAUCAUGUUUUAAUCUACCUGGAAAUGUAUGUUUUGUCAUGUUAAAAAAUAAAACUAGCCACAUCAACAACUGGUA
Protopterus annectens (West African lungfish) is the source of this 3472-nucleotide messenger RNA. RefSeq names its product actinin alpha 2 (gene ACTN2). Lineage: Eukaryota; Metazoa; Chordata; Ceratodontiformes; Protopteridae. Gene Ontology annotation, molecular function: actin filament binding; calcium ion binding. The coding region runs from base 264 to 2963 and encodes 899 amino acids. Gene Ontology annotation, biological process: muscle cell development; actin cytoskeleton organization. The transcript is spliced from 21 exons. Gene Ontology annotation, cellular component: cell projection; cell junction; cortical actin cytoskeleton. The record is from RefSeq and is a predicted model, not a curated record.